Messenger RNA from Oncorhynchus mykiss (rainbow trout), 11506 nucleotides. RefSeq names its product microtubule associated serine/threonine kinase 2 (gene mast2). Gene Ontology annotation, molecular function: protein serine/threonine kinase activity; ATP binding; protein binding. NCBI's taxonomy places the organism in Eukaryota, Metazoa, Chordata, Actinopteri, Salmoniformes, Salmonidae. The record is from RefSeq and is a predicted model, not a curated record. Gene Ontology annotation, cellular component: microtubule cytoskeleton. Gene Ontology annotation, biological process: intracellular signal transduction; cytoskeleton organization; peptidyl-serine phosphorylation.
GGGGAAAGAGAGCGAGAGAGAGAGGGAAAGAGGGAAAGAGAGCGAGAUCCCACACUCUAAAGGAAAGAACGGGGGAGGUGCAGGAGCAUGUGAGUGCAUUGACACAUACAGGAACAGAGAGAGAGAAACGGAAACAGAGAGAGGAAGAGAAACAGCCAGGGACAAUGCCAGAGAGAACCUCUCGCUGCUCCGUAGACCCUGUUGAUAAAGGUGCGUUGUUACCAAAAACGUGAGCCCAUCUGCCUCCCCAAGACCACCUGCACUGGGAGACCACCUGCCACAAACCACCCUGGGGACAACUGAUGCCAAAGGACCAGAGAAGAGACAGAGAGAAUAGUGCCUUUUGGUUGUAGCAGCAUUCCAGUAAAGAAACUCGUCAACCAACAGACACAUCUGGGUUCUCUUUAAGGAAAGACAGGAUGAGAAGAGACUGACAUCCUCUCCUUUUAUCACUCCCAGCUGCGAUGGAUCCCCCUGUGCAUUACGCCGAGCACACAGACUUGAACCUGGGAGAGGUGCAUGUGCGGAGAGAGAACAAGAGAGAAAUGAAGAGAUGACUGCUGCAUAUGACAGGCAUUCCUAUCUUUUGUGUGUUGGGGCCAACAUUGCAAUCUGCUGCAGGUGCCUCCUGCCUCCUCCCUCUGCUCUUCCUUGUUCUGCUCUGAGGGAAUGGCUCUGCUGGUCUGAGUAGAGAUAAGAGGUGCUGGCCUUUUCCUUUCUACGGUUUGUAGGCUGCUGCUCUGCUGUUUCUAGAGUGCUGUGUGUUGUUCACAAUACUUAUUCUGCCUUUUCUCCAUCUCGGGCAGUCCAAGUGGAACGUCUAUUACAGAGAGAAAGAGAGAGCACACAGUCUAGCCUUGAAGCUGUGUAGAUGCUUGGAAGCUCACUGCCCACUGUGCUGGACUGGAGUUGGACUCACUCAUCAAUACUGCGCUCAAAAAAAAACAACCUUGAAAGCAGAAAGCACCUUGUUCUUCAGACUGUUUGUUCUGAGGGGGUUAGAAGCCUUGUAUGUAUGUGUGUGAAACAAACAAUCCACCCCGAGGAGUGUACGUGUGAGAGUAUUGUGUGCGUUUACAGUCUUUUUCUAAUUAAGCUGGCAGACUGCAGUGAGACGGACGAUCAGCCUGGGCGCCUCUUUCUCUCCCUCUUCCCACUUAGGCCCCAUUGUGAUCAUUAAUGUCUGUUGCAAACUGCCCAUGAAUUAUGGAGUAGUGAAGUCUCCAUAGAAGUAGUGACUGUGGGGAACAGAUAGACGGACAGAAGGAUGGUCAGAGAAAGAGUGAAAUAGAGAAGAGGGGGGGUAUAGAAAACAGAUAGUUGUAAGCUCCAACUGAACAUGUUCUCUCUACUGAGCACAGACUCAGUGGAGGUGUGUGAGAGAGAGAGAGAGAGAGAGAGAGAGAGAGGGAGUUGUGUGCCCUUCGUUGAGCAGAUGAAUGAGAGAGGAGCUUAGAGACAACACGUGAUUCACAGAAAGAGAACUAGAGGGAGGACGAGAGAAGCAAGCUCGCAUACCACUAUCAACCUAGUUACAUCGGCGCUGCACCGGCUGCACCGACAGGCAACGAUGUAGCGUGGCCUCAUUGAGAAGAACGGAGAACAACCACUGCUGCUGAGCCUUUCAUUUUCAGGGGGAAUCUUUUGAAAGUCACCAUACAGUGUUUAUCAGGGAGAGACACCAUCUAAGCAAUUCUAGAAAUCAAAAGGGGGACUGUUUAGCGUGUUGCACCGACCAGCAGAAGCCUCAAGACUGCCGAGGCAUGAGGCAAGCAGACCGUCUGAAAGAGAGGAGAGGUAUUUCUUCCCUCUAUGGACGGUGACACAUCUAGUUCCCAGAGUAAGGUCCGAAUGAAUCCUGCUGGACCAGAGGAGCGAGGGAAAGAACUAUGAGCUAAGUCACCCUCAGUGAUCGACCCCUGAAAGGUGCCUGCUCACCACCCCCAUCCUGGCGCAGAGGACCAUCUCUCGAUCUGUACCCCAACCCCAGAAGAAAGGGUGUUUCUGUACCCCUAAAGGAGGGGUGAAACUGUCUGGAUAGAGACUCUACUGUUUGACUGUACAGCAGCAGGAACAUGGAUGACUCCAGCAUUCUGAGACGCAGGGGUCUACAGAAGGAGCUCAGUCUUCCGAGGAGGGGGAGUUUCUGUCGGACCAGCAAUAGGAAGAGCCUGAUUGUGACAUCCAGCACCUCUCCUACACUACCCAGACCACACUCGCCACUACAUGGACACCCAGCAGAAAAGUCUACAUGUGGUCCACCAGAAAUACAGCAUCACAUCAGUGUUUUCCGGAGCAGCCCUCUGGACAGCCCCAGAAACUUCUCCCCCAACACGGCAGCACACUUCUCCUUCGUUCCAGCUCGCAGGACGGAUGGCAGGCGCUGGUCUCUGGCAUCACUGCCCUCCUCUGGAUAUGGCACCAACACACCCAGCUCCACUGUCUCGUCAUCCUGUUCAUCCCAGGAGAAGCUGCACCAGCUGCCCUUCCAGCCCACGGCGGACGAGCUGCACUUCCUCACCAAGCACUUCAGCUCCGAGAGCAUCACCGACGAGGAGGGACGACACUCGCCCAUGCGCCCCCGCUCACGCAGCCUCAGCCCUGGUCGCUCACCCAUUUCCUUUGACCAUGAGAUCGUCAUGAUGAACCAUGUCUACAAGGAGCGCUUUCCCAAGGCCACGGCUCAGAUGGAGGACCGUCUGGCUGACUUCCUAUCGUCCUCGGCUCCUGACAAGGUGAUGCCCCUGGCCGACGGGGUCCUCAGCUUCAUCCACCACCAGGUCAUAGAGCUGUCCAGAGACUGCCUGGAUAAAAGCCGCGAGGGUUGCAUCACCUCACACUACUUUUACGAGCUGCAGGAGAACUUGGAGAAACUGCUACAAGACGCUCACGAGCGCUCUGAGAGUGUGGAAGUCACAUUUGUGACCCAGCUGGUGAGGAAGCUGAUGAUCGUCAUCGCUCGGCCAGCACGCCUGCUGGAAUGUCUGGAGUUUGACCCGGAGGAGUUCUACCACCUGUUGGAGGCAGCAGAGGGCCAUGCCAAGGAGGGCCAGGGCAUCAAGUCAGACAUCCCCCGCUACAUCAUCAGCCAGCUGGGUCUCACCAGAGAUCCCCUGGAGGAGAUGGCCCAGCUGAGCAGCUACGACAGUGGGAACCCAGACACGCCAGAGACAGACGACUCUGUGGAUAGUCGAGGGGCCACGGUACCUGUUGUAGCUCCCCCUAAAACCAAGGCCCCACGGGAGGAGGACUUUGAGAACAUCAAGCUCAUUAGCAACGGGGCUUACGGUGCUGUGUUUCUGGUGCGUCACAAGGAGACGCGUCAGCGUUUUGCCAUGAAGAAGAUCAACAAGCAGAACCUAAUCCUAAGGAACCAGAUCCAGCAGGCCUUUGUAGAGAGAGACAUCCUGACCUUUGCUGAGAACCCCUUUGUGGUCUCCAUGUUCUGCUCCUUCGAGACACGCAGACACCUCUGUAUGGUCAUGGAGUAUGUGGAGGGUGGUGACUGUGCCACCCUGCUGAAGAACAUUGGGGCUCUGCCUGUGGACAUGGCACGCAUGUACUUCGCUGAGACCGUGCUGGCACUGGAGUACCUCCACAACUAUGGCAUCGUACACAGAGACCUCAAACCGGACAAUCUUCUGAUCACUUCGAUGGGCCACAUCAAGCUGACAGACUUUGGCCUGUCUAAGAUCGGUCUGAUGAGCCUAACCACUAACCUGUAUGAAGGACACAUAGAGAAGGAUACCAGGGAGUUCCUGGAUAAACAGGUGUGUGGUACACCAGAGUACAUAGCCCCAGAGGUGAUCCUGAGACAGGGCUAUGGGAAGCCAGUAGACUGGUGGGCCAUGGGGGUCAUCCUCUAUGAGUUCCUGGUGGGCUGUGCCCCUUUCUUUGGAGACACGCCAGAGGAGCUCUUUGGACAGGUCAUCAGUGAUGAGAUCAUAUGGCCAGAGGAGGAGGAGGCUCUUCCUAACGAUGCCCAGGACCUCAUCUGUAAACUCCUCAGACAGAACCCUCUGGAGAGGCUGGGUACAGGCAGUGCAUUCGAGGUGAAGCAACACCGGUUCUUCUAUGACCUGGACUGGAACAGUCUGCUGAGACAGAAGGCAGAGUUCAUCCCUCAGCUGGAGUCAGAGGAAGACACCAGCUACUUUGACACCCGUUCAGACAGGUACCACCACAUGGACUCUGAAGAUGAGGACGACACUAACGAUGACGAUCACGUAGAGAUGCGCCAGUUCUCCUCCUGCUCGCCCCGCUUCAGCAAGGUGUACAGCAGUAUGGAGCGUCUCUCCCUCCAUGAGGAGAAGCGGGCCCCCCCACCCACCAAGCGCAGCCUCAGUGAGGAGGGAGGAGAGCGCAUCGACAGCCUCAGUGGGCUCAAGUCCAGAGACCGCUCCUGGCUGGUGGGGUCACCUGAGAUCCUGCGUAAGCGUCUGUCCGUCUCGGAGUCGUCCCACACUGAGAGUGACUCCAGCCCUCCUCUGGCGGUGCGUAGACGCUGCUGCUCCGCCAUCAUCGAGAUGCCACGCUUCGCCAUCUCCGCGGAGGAGGAAGGAGGGUUUGCCCCCAGUCGUAAGAGCCCCAGCCUGCUCAGCCAGACCCCCGGGGGAGUCAGGGGACCCCGCAGUGAGGAGCUGCCCCUCUCCAUCCCAGAGCUCCCAAUAGAGAGAGAGCUGAAACUGGUCGAGUCCCCCACCACACCUGGGUCCAUCACCAGCCAGCUCAGCAGAACCACACUCACACUGGGUAGUUCAGGAGAUGUGUGGGAGCGUGGUACAGUGUCGGGAGCAGACAGCUCUACCUCUACCCCUAAGGCCAUCAGUGACCUGGCAGUUCGGAGGGCCCGCCACAGACUGUUGUCUGGAGACACGGACAAACACACCCAGUCCAGACCCCUCAACAAGGUCAUCAAGUCUGCCUCUGCAACUACGCUCUCACUCAUGAUCCCUCCAGACCACCAUGGAGCCUCCCCAUUGGCCAGCCCCAUGUCACCCCACUCCCUCUCCUCCAAUCCCUCAUCCAGAGACUCCUCCCCCAGUAGAGACCUUUCGCCGGCCGUAGUCAACAUCAAACCCCCCAUCAUCAUCCACCGGGCGGGCAAGAAGUACGGCUUCACCCUGCGGGCCAUCAGGGUGUACAUGGGAGACACGGAUAUCUACACCGUACAUCACAUAGUCUGGCAUGUGGAGGAGGGUGGUCCUGCCCAUGAUGCAGGGCUGAGAGAAGGAGACCUCAUCACUCAUGUGAACGGGGAGGCUGUCCACGGCCUGGUCCAUACUGAGGUGGUGGAGCUCAUCCUCAAGAGUGGUGGUAAGGUGUCCGUCUCAGCCACGCCCUUUGAGAACACCUCCAUCAAGGUAGGCCCCGCCCGCAAGACCAGCUCCAAAUCCAAGAUGGCGCGUCGCAACAAAAAGACCAAGACCAAAGAUGGAGGCCAGGAAAGCAGCGGCAAGAAGAGGAACUCUCUGUUCAGGAAGAUCACCAAGCAGGCGUCUUUGCUCCACACCAGCCGUAGUCUAUCCUCUCUCAACCGCUCCCUGUCUUCUGGAGAGAGUGGACCAGGGUCCCCCACACACCUGUCCCCCAGGUCACCUACACCUGGCUACCGCUCCACGCCUGACUCUGCACACUCUGUAGGGGGAAACUCGUCUCAGAGCAGCUCUCCCAGCUCCAGUGUUCCAAACUCCCCAGCCAGCUCCGGUCACAUCCGGCCCAGCUCCCUCCAUGGCCUCGCCCCCAAGCUCCAGCGCCAGUACCGUUCCCCUCGACGCAAGUCAGCCGGCAACAUCCCCCUAUCCCCCCUGGCCCGCACCCCCUCCCCCACCCUGCAGAGCACCUCCCCCCAACGUUCUCCCUCCCCCCUGCCCAGCCAUGCUGUGGGCUCCUCCUCUAUGGGCCAGUCUUUCCCCGUGAAACUCCACUCCUCCCCUCCUCUGGUCAGGCAUAUCUCCAGGCCCAAGAGCACUGAACCCCCCCGCUCCCCACUCCUCAAACGAGUACAAUCCACCGAGAAGCUAGCCUCCUCCCUCUCCUCCUCCUCCUCCUCCUCCUCCUCUCCCUCUGCGUCGGGGGCCGGAAGUGACAAGAAGCUGCCUGUAGCGGUGACAGGACGUAAACACAGCCUGGACAUCUCCCACCAGGAGUUUAAGAAGGAGAUGCUUCAGAGAGACCCCAGUCUGCAGAGCCUGCAGGAGUCCGCUGGGGAGAGAGAGGGGGUGCUGGGGGUGGGGACAGGGGUGGGGGGUCGCGGGGGCCCCGUGGAGAAGGGCAGCCUGCAGAAACACCCCUCCUCCAGCAGGAAGCUGGGGCGUCAGGAGGGGGACGUCGGACCGGCAGCCGGGUCCCUGGGGCUGGCCCCCGGGAAGAGCAAGCUAAAGGACAAGCUGUCAGCCAUUAGACAGGACCGGGCUGAGAGGAGGGAGUCACUGCAGAAGCAGGAUGCUAUCCACGAGGUGGACUCUUCAGAGGACGAGACAGACGAGGGGUCGGAGGACAGCCAGGACGGGAGGGGCAGGAACACCUGUACUUUCACCCCGCCGCUGCUCCGCCCCACCUCCGUCAUGGCCACCGCCCCCCGCACUGGACCCGGGGGCACCCUCCCCUCCCUGUGUCUGUCCCCCUCCUCCACCCUGCUGCCCAGCAGAGCCACCAUACCCUCCACAAUCCCCGAACACAAGCCCACUCAGAGUGCUCCUUCGCUGGGAGGGAAAGACAGCGGCUCAGCCUCCUCAGAUGACUGUGGGAGGAGAGAGGGGAAGGCUCCAGACGCCAGCUCCAAGUUCACCCAGAGCCCCCUGUCCAGCACCUUCGCCACACCCGGCAGUGCUUUCAUCUCCAUCAGUAAGGACACCUUCCUGAAGCCUGCUGCUCCAUCUUCACAUCAGGAAUGGAGGAGCCCCAAGCUACCUGAGCCCAGAGGGAAGAGCAGUAGUCCUGGGUUAUGGAGUGAGGAGAGAGACUCUGGCCUGGAGGCCCCCAGAUCCAGCCCCACUGGAUCCAUAGAUGGCAGAUACAUAGCCCACACACCCAUCUCUUCCCCAGGCAUCACCAAGGAGAAAAAGGAGGCCGACAACCGGAGGCAGGCUGCUGCUGCCGCCGCCGCUGCAGCCUACGCCACCCCAGCCUACGCCAUCCCCAGCCCCCCAGCCCAAGUGUCAGGGUCAGAGAGUGGGGUGGAUAAGGUUGUGUCCCAGCUAGCCACUGUGGCUAAGAGCUUCCUGGUCCCCGUCAAACUCACUAUCCCUGGGGCCAAGGAGGCUUUUGAGAGGGCCAAAGACCAGAACCAGAAACCCUCCGACCCCCCUCACCCCAAGGCCACACCCGACUCACCCCUUACCACUACCACCACCACACCCCUCUCCCCCUCCCCCUUUAGACACCCUGCCCCUCAGCCACCGCCCCGCCUGUCCUCCCAGUCUCCCUCCCGGCAGCCCUCUUACAAAACUGAGCCAGCCCCCCCUCCCCCUCCACAGAGGGCCUCCCCUCCUAAAGACUGUGCCCCGGGGCCCCAGGCCCACCCAGAGAGGCCAUUGGUGGGGUUACGAGGCAGUAGGGAGACUCCAGCCAUUACAGCUGUUACUGCACCAAGGCAGGGGCCCACCAACACACACACCCAGACCCCUACUGCAGCCUCGGAGCAGCGCAAGAGGCCAGACCCAGCUGCCCCACAGAGACCCAACCCUGCCUCCGCAGCCUCCACCCCACAGGACAAAACCAGCAGCAAGAAGACGUAGCAGAAAACAAGACUCACAAAACACCCAUGACAAUACAGACUGCUGUCACGAGAUUUUAAUCUUAAAUCCACAAACAACUGCAUGUUUGGAAGAGAAUAAUAAUUUAUUCAAAACUUUUUGCAACACACAAAUCAUUAUGAGGGAGAGCAAGAGCGAGAAAGAGAGAGCGAGAGAGAGAGUGAGAUUGGGGAUAGAUCUUUGCCCUGACUGUGUAUGUCCCAGAGGCAUCCAGGCUCGCCGUGCCUCUCUUGUUCUUCUUAUUCUGUGUUUUAUCAUUCAGACAUGGAUUAAUGUUCCUGUGAAAUCAGUCUGUGUUUGUUUCUCCCUGCAAAGAAACACAGGGGGGGGGGGGGGGGGCUAGAAAUAAACCGUGUUAGUUCACUGAUCCACAGGGAAGGAUUAACAAACGCCCGCACUAAUGUUUUUUUCUAGUAAACUGCCUCGUUACCUUUCCCCUUGUAGUUCCAGUAGUCCGACGUGUGUUCUUAGCUGGCCAAUAGAUCAGGUCGUGCCUUAUAAACAAAAUGGCACCCCACCCCACCCCACCACUCCACCCUGCCUGCCUGCCUGCGUGUGUCUCCAGUCGUCCGUGACUGAAAAGGGUGUAUCUCAGCAAUAAAAGUAGCGUGUGCUUCGCUAUCAGUGUAAAAUACAGAACAGUCUGUUAAUGAAACCAUCUGCAUUGCUCACGUUUACACACUCAGCAGUUUACAAAAAGGCAAAUUACAUUGUGUAUUAUUAUUAUUACUCCCUCGUGGCCUAACGCUGCACUCUGUCUCUCUAACAGUAUAAUACUGCAGGCUGGCUAGAGAACCCUCUCGUCCCUGUGUAACACACUAUUAAUGAAGCGGCUGUCAAUGUCUCCUAAAGCGGUGUUUUUGUGUUGUAUAUCAUAGCGCUCCACGGUAAACUCCUUCCCCAUCCGCUCCACUGGCCCUUCCAUGACUAUAGCUGGACCCGCCAAGUGUACCCGAAUAGAGCGCUAUGUGGGUGUGAGCAUGUGUCGUGGUGGCUAGGAUACCUAGCCUAGCCAUUCACCUUGUAGCUGCAUGAUAGCCUCACCAAAUCCACACCCCCUGACUCAAGGGACAUGUUUUUUAAAUGAUAAAGGAAAAGUAGGAUGUUCAUAUCACAGCCUUUACAUAGGAUGGACUACAGGUGAGGUGGGGAGGUUCCCGGUGAUCCGGUCACAGACUGCCCUGGGGACAACUGGUCGAUCUGGUCCCUGGUCUGAUUUGAUCGCAUCUUGUUUGGUCAACCACACAGACCGACGCGGUGAUGAGAUCAGAGUCAAGUGGUUAAAGAUGAGGUACCGUCGGAUCUAGUAAAAGAGAUUUGGGUUUGUGUACCAGGCAGAAGCUCGAUUACCCAGACUCCUCGGUAACCGAGGCAAGGAAGUCAGCUCACAGGUCUGUUUACGGGCCAGUCAAAAGUACUACAGCAGGCACACCAGCUACCUAUAAACUGUAUUAUGACAACCAGUGGUUUUCCACAUCCAUGGACCAUUAUCUUUAUUUCUAGCCCCUGCGCACUCUGUUUUUAUCAGCCACUAAAGGUGUUGAUUUGACUUUGUAUCUGGACCAACUCGCUGUGUUCUCUGUGUUACGCCUCUUGUCCUGUAAAGCUAGCAGACUUUACUUUCUAUAUGCGUGCAAGAGUAUGUAUUGUCGUCUGGCUGUCAGAUGUAUAUAUACGAAUAUUUAAAGGUCUGUUUUUGUGUGUGUUUUAGUUAGGGUAGACUUUGUUAGUUACCUGUUAGUACUGCCUGUCCCUGAUAGGCCUGAUGCUCGACUGAUGUCUCAGUUGGCCUAUAGGGUCGGGACGGGCCAGUAGGGGGGUGGGCUUUGCACAACCCUUUUUAUCUCUGUCAAAUGGAAACUAAAUAAAAAAGGGCCAAUCAGAUCCCUGGCUUUUAGGUCAGCCACGACAAUGUCGACCAAUCAGUGAGCUGAACACCCCUAUGAUCUUGUGUGCCACUGCUCUGUGUGUGAGUGUUUGUGAGUGUGUCUGUUAGUGUGCAAAGAGGGGAUGCUUUCACGGUGCAAAACUAUGGCCAUGUGACUACCUACAUCGUACAUCGAAAUUAUUUUUGGUGUGCGAGUUCAAAUCUCCCUCCUAUGCGUGUCGGUCCACAGUGUGUCCUGCAAAGUUUACGUUGCUGUUGGAGAUGUUGCAGAGAGCGGCUCUGGGAUGACUGAGGGUGAGACAGGACGAUAUCUGUCCGGUGUCCUAAGAGAUACUGUAGAGGUCUGUGCUGUCAAAUACCUAACCCCAGACAGACAGACAACCCCGUUGACUGACUGACUGUGGCUUCCAAUCUGUGUAAUAUGUUUACAUGUUGUUCUUCUAUCUUUCUCAUCCGGAGUCCUCCGUGCCACUUGCAAUCCACCCCUGUAACAGAGAGUGAUCAUUAUCAAAGCCGACAGCCUUUCCACAUGCUAAAGUUUCCCCGGAUUAUACCAGGGUGACGAGCUUGUCCUGGUCUUUACAUGCACAUUGUAAUGUAAACCUAACCACUGAUGUACCACAGACAAUGUUAAUGUGGAGGAACAGCACGUCAUGUUUAAAGGUUGGGCCCUGGUCAAAAGUAGUGCACUAUAUGGGGAAUGGGGUGCCAUUUUGGCAACGUCCUAAAUCACCUGCAGUGCGAAUAGUUGUCUCCUCUCGUGCAGAAGGAUCGAGGUGAGAUAGGUAGAUUAGUUGGUGAGGUAUAGGCCUCACAGAGAGCUACCUGCUGUCAUUUGUCACAGGGACAUAUCGGCCAAGCUUAGCGCUAUGAUUUAACCACUUGCAUAUUACCCAGGCAUCCUCCCAUCUGGUAGGCUCUGCAGGUGGUCCUGUCGUUAUUGCUACAUGGACAGCUGCUAUUCUCUCUGAUCAAUAUGAGUGCCAUCCUCCACCGCCCGGCGCCAGCCUCACCAUCCCCUGACAGCAAACACUUAAUGUUGUAUCACACACACACACACACACACACACACACACACACACACACACACACACACACACACACACACACACACACACACACACACACACACACACACAGUCCCAUGUGUGAUGAUGAUCGUCCGGCCAUCUGUCUGAUAGUCAAGUCAAGUGUCAGUUUCCCUGGUGGAGUCAUUAAUCUCUAGCCCAGGGCUGUGUGCUGCCCCAUGCUCCUAGCACACACACACACACAUACACACACAGCAAAUUCAGCCAAACAAAACACUGCCUACGCCUAGCCUGGGACCGUCGCCUCCAAUUUUCAACUAGGCCUCCCCCAGAGCCCGAAGCCACGGUAACCACCCGCCAUAGGGGCACUCCCUCUCUCUGUUAACCCUGUGUGUAACCUCCACCCUGGACCUCCCAGUGUUUUAACCUAACUAGAUCUCUAAAAGACGGAGAUCCAUCCAGGAUGUGUUUUUUACUGUAUCCGCAGUGUGGCAAAGCCCAUAGCAGUGUCAGGGCUGUCCACCGUCAGUGGGUAGAGACCAAUGCCACUCAACUGAACUGAAGGUAGAAAAUACAAUUGACUCUAUACUACGGACUGGACUUCUGGGGGGUUUUCUCGGCCAGUAUUUUAAUGGGCGUGUGUGAUCCUUUGUGUGUACAGUGUGUUUGAAGCUGAAAAGUGUGAAGGAGAGGAGUGAGGGUUCAAAAGGGUAAAAAAAAAAAGAUUGCUAGAGUAAAGCCAGUGCAAUAUCUUUUUAUGUUCUGUUGUGGUAAACGCAUGUUGUUGUUGUUAAUCCUACCUUAUCUUAAUAAUAAAGUUUUUUUUAAUGUAA